AUGUCGCCGGGAAGGACGGGGGAGGCUCUACAGGCGGUGGAGCUUCCGGAGUCCAUCCGGGGACGGCGUUGGGCGGACGUGGCGGACGAGGUGGACGCGGAGGAGGCGGCACGCGCGGAGCUCGUCGCGCGCUGCUCGCCGCCGGGGACGGCGACGCUCGGCGACUACCUCGUCUACGCACGACGUGGGCAUCCGCGCCGCUCCCCGCCGCAACGGCGCUCGGUGGUUGGGCGAGGGCCGCGCCGUCCGCCGCCGCCUCGAGCGCCGGUGGAGCCGCCGCGCCUUGCAGCACCGCCCUUGCCGGGGAUCUCGCCGUCCGGGGCCUCGGUGGUGGUGGCCGCCUUGGAGGUCGGUGUUCCGCCGAGGCCGUCGCGGGGCUGA
Lolium perenne is the source of this 381-nucleotide messenger RNA. Lineage: Eukaryota; Viridiplantae; Streptophyta; Magnoliopsida; Poales; Poaceae. The record is from RefSeq and is a predicted model, not a curated record.